AAGGGAUAUUUUCAAUGAGCUUCUUUCACGACCUCUGGCCGCCCUGAAUGGAAUAACUCACUUUUAAAGAACGUUGUCACUGUUGUACUUGGGAAAGUGACAAUUGUAACCCCUCACAAACAAGCUGAGAGUAACAGGUGAGCUUGCUGCCAGAGUUUGGAAUGGAGACAUUAGGGAGCAUUGAUGGAACAGAAGCUGAUUGCAACUCACCAACACUUGUCUUGCACCGGGCAAAGCUGCCAGCCAGUAUCAUCAUCUCUACAGUCCUGUUCAUAGCUGAAACUGUAGCUGGUGGUGUGCUAUGUGCCUCAUACAGCCGCUGGGACGAUUCAUAUUGGUUAGGACUAACCAUCACCUUCAUGCUGGUACCAUCUGUGUUGAUUCAGUUUACAUUCAUCUUAAUCCAUCGGGAACUGGGGGCAAGGAGGACAUUUGUACUGCUGCUUCAUCUGCUGCAGUUGGGACAUAUCAUCAGAUGUAUAGAAGCCAUUGUAGUAUUCUGCAAGUCUGGGAAACAUGAAGAGCCAUAUGUCAGCAUUACAAAGAAAAAAAAACUCUGCCACGGUCAGUCAAGUGAAUUUGAAAAAGAAGUGGAUCACUCAACGAGGAAGUUGCGUAUCCAUCGCAAUGCCUUUCAUCGGACGACUGUUAUUCAAGCAUUCAUGGGUUCCACGCCCCAGCUAGUCCUUCAGCUGUAUGCUAGCGUAAUUGAGAACUACAUUCCACCUGCACGAGUUGCUCUGAUGGUGUUGUCGUUGAUAUCAGUCACGUACGGAGCCUUGGUUUGUAACGUCCUCUCCAUCCAGAUCAAGUAUGAUGACUACAAGAUCCGGCUGAGACCAAUCGCUUACAUUUGCAUCAUCCUCUGGCGGACCUUGGAAAUUGCCACCAGAGUCACCGUGUUGGUGCUUUUCAGCACUGCUUUGAAGGAGUGGAUCUUCGCAGUGCUGUCCUUUGACUUCUUCAUCCUUUUCUUUCUUCCUUGGGUGGAGUUCUGGUGUGGCCACUCGCCUUUCCCUGAAAACAUCGAGAAGAGCUACAAACGGUUUGGCACAACUAUAGUACUGUUGCUUAUUUCCUUCCUCUACGCUGGAAUUAAUGUGUUCUGCUGGUCGGCAGUCCAACUAUUGCUCAGCGAUCGUGAUUUAAUCAGCAAGAAACAGAACUGGGUCAGGCUCUUUAUCUAUUAUUCUCUACGGUUCAUGGAAAAUGCGGUGCUCCUACUUUUAUGGUAUUUUUUCAAGACCGAAGUGCAUGAAUACUUUUGCGCCCCUUUGGUAGUGGUCCAACUAAUAAUUUCCUACGGUCUGGCCCUCGUCUUCAUGCUCCUCUUCUACCAAUACUGUCAUCCAUGCAGGCAACUUUUCACCCAUAACAUUGCCGAUUGCCUUGCAUGCAGAUGUUGUAGGGGCCCUCAUUUUGAGCCUGCAGUUCAGAAUUCAUAAUUUAAUAUUUUCAUUGUGACUUCAGGUUGGUGUGGUAAAUGUGCAAUUUUGUUACUUCUUUCAGUAUUACCUCUGUGAUAACGAUAAAAUACAUGUGAAUUGCGAACAGGCUGGUGAAUUUCACAUUGCUUUGUGAUGGUCAGUUUAAUGCUUGGGAAAUGCAUGCUACUGUAAAACUAUGACAGCUCAAAUAUUGCUUUCUAAAAUGCACAUUAAGUAAAGAAGAAUAAAGACUACUUUGAACUCCUCUUUCAAGAAGACCAGGAAUCAUUAUGCGAGCCGUUCUCUCUAUCAAGUCUAAGAAUGUCCAGCCGGAUAGACACAUCCUUUUAUGUAUAUAAAAAAAAAAGUCAUGGAACUUUGUCUAUUUUCGGUUAUCAAAGCUGGGUCUUAUUGAUCAUGUGAUUUCAUUGAACAUUGUUCUUAAAUUGAAAGUAGAAGAUGACCUUUUCCUCUGGGCCAUUUGUAUGAGGCAGCCCAUAUACCAGCUUUUGACUGCCAUGUCUGAAUCUUUCCCAAUGCUGAACCAAAAUUCUUUUGAAGAUGUGUUUGAAAGUAAAUUAUUUUUGAUUGUAAAAGCAGUUUAUAUUUUUCAUUUAUUAUUGUCUCUGUUUCUUUAAGCCAGUUUUUAUCUUCCAUUCUUUAAACCGUUCUACGUUGCAGUUUAUGUGGUUCCGUGUGAGCCAUGAUAAUGGAGUUGACCUGAAAUGGUUCAAUCACACUGUGGUUCAUCAGCUCACAUUUUCUAGUAGGAUUCUGUGAGGAUUUAUCCUAAAUACAAUAUAGCUGUCUACUCUAUAAUCAUUCAGCCCUGGAAUGUUGAGCCUAAAUAAAUGUUAUGUCAUACUCUGCACAUCUACCUCUCAACUUACAGAAACUGUUUUGGAUCAUAAAAAUGUUUUCCAUCUCAUUUGCGUUCAGAAAGAUAUCCCGUUUUUACAUGAAUCUAACACUUGUAUUUUCAAUUCUUUUUGCACAAGCAUUUGCCCAAAACUACUCAAUGUGGGUAUUGGCUUGCUGAUUUAUUAAAAAAAUAGUUGAAAACAAAUGUUUAAACUUGCUAUCAGAGGGAUUUGUGGGUUUGACCUGAAUCUGGCCUAUCACUCUCUUAAUUAUAGCUGAGGUCAGGAUAGCAGAAAAAUAACAUUUCAUAUAGCAGAGGUGUGUCAACAUUCAUGUUAACCAUGUGUUUAAAGAAGGAUUUGUGGAUCUUUCCCCGUUCUUGAAAAAAUUUUCUGGGUAUAAUCCUAUAUUUUUACUCCCAUGCAUAGCAAUCUUUGUUAUAAUUAACUCCGCCUACCUCCUUCAGUUUCCCGUUUGAUGGCA
Leucoraja erinaceus (little skate) is the source of this 2771-nucleotide messenger RNA. RefSeq names its product XK related X-linked (gene xkrx). The transcript has 4 exons. NCBI's taxonomy places the organism in Eukaryota, Metazoa, Chordata, Chondrichthyes, Rajiformes, Rajidae. The record is from RefSeq and is a predicted model, not a curated record. Bases 162 to 1445 code for a protein of 427 amino acids. Gene Ontology annotation, cellular component: membrane.